Messenger RNA from Tauraco erythrolophus (red-crested turaco), 1143 nucleotides. The record is from RefSeq and is a predicted model, not a curated record. NCBI's taxonomy places the organism in Eukaryota, Metazoa, Chordata, Aves, Musophagiformes, Musophagidae.
CACCCAAGGUCUGCGAUGCCUGCAAAAACAAAAACGAAGACGAUAAUGACAUCGUGGAAAACCUCUGCAAAAAUGACUUUGCCUUGAAGAUAAAAGUGAAGGAGAUUGCCUACAUCAAUGGGGAUACCAAGAUCACCCCUGAAACAAAGAGCAAAACCAUCUACAAGCUGAAUGGGCUGACGGAAAGGGAUCUGAGGAAGAUUGUGCUCUGGCUCAAAGGUGGCCUCCAAUGUACCUGCGAUGAGAUGAACGACAUCAACGUCCCCUACUUGGUGAUGGGGCAAAAGCAAGCUGGGGAACUGGUGAUCACCUCGCUGAAGCGGUGGCAGAAAGGGCAACGGGCUUUCAAGCGGUUCUCCCGCAGCAUCCGCAAACUGCAGUGUUAGUGGCUUCGGCUCCGGCCGCCUCCAGCAGCCGCCUCUGUCCCGAGCUUUCCGGGCCUCCCGCACCUUCUUGCUUCAACCCCUCUAAGCCUCGAGAUGCUGCAGGCAUGAGACAUGGUGACCGCUCUCUGAGAGGGGAGGGAGCCCUCCGGUUUUGUACAUAGGUUAAAAUGUAAUAAAAAAAAAAUCAUUACUAUUUUUGGGAAGUAUUAAAGUAUCUCGCUUAAAGCCUUUUUUUUUUUAUGGUUGCAAAUGUGACUUUGGUCUGAGGUUUUUCCCUCUUCGUUUUGGUAAUGCUGGUUCAUUUAUAUUGCUGCUUCUCUGUAUAAUACCAUGCAUGCUUGUUGUGCAAAAGUAGGAGAUGCAGAGAAAGACAGCCACGUGUGCGACUGGCCUGUCACAGUGGGUAUGACUUUCGCCGAGGUGAAAUGGCUUGCCGUCUAUAUUAACACUAUAAAGGUCAUGAUACGACUCUUGCAUGUGAUACAUAGGCACCAGUAAGAGUGUGUUAACCAUUCUCACAUUUUAUUUUCCACAAGUCCAAGCCCUUCUCUCAGAUAAAAACAAACAGGCUUUGGAGCUGGUUGGUCUGAAUGCAACUUUUUAGUUAUUAUUGUUUUGCAAAUUAAACCAUCUGUAGCCUAACUGUAAUAUACCUAGUGGUUAACCUGAAAGAGUUGUAAAAUAUUGCUUUAAUUAACCUUGUAAAUAAUCCAGAUAAAUGUUAUAUUCUUGUAUAUAAACUUUACAUCAUAGUUUA